Molecule: messenger RNA, 444 nt
Organism: Oppiella nova
Lineage: Eukaryota; Metazoa; Arthropoda; Arachnida; Sarcoptiformes; Oppiidae
Source: the annotation of a GenBank genome assembly
AUGGAGGACGAGUCGAGUCAAGUGCCCAAAAAGCGUACGUUUAAGAAGUUCACGUUCCGAGGUGUGGACCUGGAUCAGUUGCUCGACAAGAACAACAAGGAGUUGAUGGAGUUGUUCACGUGUCGAGUGAGACGCCGAUUGUCUCGCGGACUGAAACGCAAACCCAUGGCUCUGAUGAAGAAGUUGCGUAAAGCGAAGAAGGAGUGCCAACCGCUCGAGAAGCCGGAAGUCGUGAAGACCCACUUGCGAGACAUGAUUGUGAUGCCAGAGAUGGUGGGCUCAGUGGUGGGCGUCUAUAACGGCAAAACGUUCAAUCAGGUGGAGAUCAAGCCCGAGAUGAUUGGCCACUAUUUGGGAGAGUUCUCCAUCACGUAUAAGCCCGUCAAACACGGACGACCCGGUAUUGGCGCCACACACUCCUCCAGAUUCAUACCUCUUAAGUAG